UGGGCUUCUUACGUAGGUUAUUAAUUCUCUUGUGCACUAGCAAAGACCACACGAGCAAAACUAAUUCUGAAGGGCAUUUGCUGAGACAGUUUGGACAGCGUAAUGGGUUUCUUACGUAGGUUAUUAAUUCUCUUACGUAUAUAAGGAGAUCAAUGCUCAAGGCGGAGCAAUUCAAUAUCAAUGGGAAUACAAACACUGAAGAGCAAACAAAAGGAGGCAAAACGGCAGGGAUUGGUCAAUCGAGUUGAAAUAGGAAACAACUUCGCGCGCUCGUAAAGCACUUCUCCAGAUCAGGACCAUGGAGAGCUCUAAACUGUGGACAAGAGCGAUAGUUUGUACAGCGCUGCUGUCCAUCCUAUGUGGUGCUGAAACGAGCGACUCAGAAAUGGAAGUGGAUUUGGAAACGAGAAACAUUCACGACUUCUAUCCACAAAAUCCGAAUCUAACGAACGAAAAACGUCUUCUUGGAGCUCUACACGAAGUUCUAAAAAAACUGCAGACCAAAAGAAUUAAUCCAUGGGAAAAGAAAUUUGGACAAGUUCCCACUUGCGACGUGGGGGAGCAUUGCGCAGUGAGGAAAGGUGCUCGAAUCGGCAAAAUGUGCGACUGUCCACGGGGAGCUUUCUGCAACUUCUUUCUGUUGAAGUGCUUGUGAAUGGAGGUUUAUUGGAUUCAAUCCCCUAUCAUUGUGUUAUUUAAAAGAUGGAUAAUAAUGUAACAUAUGUCAUUAUUUUUAUGAAUAUUUUUCAAAUACAGGCGGACUAUAAUUGUCAAUGUUAUGGUGGGACCACCAAUUAGAUAAUGGUACAUCCUAUCGUUUCCUGGAGUUAGAUUAAACAUUUGUGUCACCUAAGUGUUACUGAGCUCUCUAUAUUGUGCAAUAAAGUGUGUCACAACUUCUUUCGUAAUCAUUA
This is a messenger RNA of Oncorhynchus tshawytscha (Chinook salmon), 914 nucleotides long. It is a transcript of the gene cart2, whose product is annotated as cocaine- and amphetamine-regulated transcript 2. The transcript is spliced from 3 exons. NCBI's taxonomy places the organism in Eukaryota, Metazoa, Chordata, Actinopteri, Salmoniformes, Salmonidae. The record is from RefSeq and is a predicted model, not a curated record. Gene Ontology annotation, biological process: G protein-coupled receptor signaling pathway; cellular response to starvation; adult feeding behavior. Gene Ontology annotation, molecular function: neuropeptide hormone activity. Bases 299 to 655 code for a protein of 118 amino acids.